This is a messenger RNA of Medicago truncatula (barrel medic), 855 nucleotides long. RefSeq names its product ran-binding protein 6-like. The transcript is spliced from 6 exons. The coding region runs from base 114 to 704 and encodes 196 amino acids. The record is from RefSeq and is a predicted model, not a curated record. Lineage: Eukaryota; Viridiplantae; Streptophyta; Magnoliopsida; Fabales; Fabaceae.
ACCGUAAAUCUAGUUUCUUUUAUUGUUUAGUUGUAGCAAUAUUUUUUUCCUUCCAAACAUAAAAAAUUAUUGGAUACAUCUUGUAGCAAUAAUUUUAGAUGUAGCAAUAUUAAAUGCCUCAAUUACUAAUACGUCUUGUUCCUGUGUGCUAUUUGAACAGGUAUCAUGACAGAUAUAUUGUAGCCUCCUGUUUUGCUUUAAGGAGAGGUUAUCCUUGUUCUGAGCUGCAUGCUACACGGGCGAUUGGUAUCUGUGCUAUGUAUGGAGGAGAUCAAUUUAAAGCCUAUGCUAAUGAGGGUAUCUUAAGACUCUACAAUGUCACGAUUAAAAGACUUUCAAUAAGCAAACAAUGUGAAGAUGGAUAUGUAAGAAUAUUAUGUGAUACAGCAGUUUCAGCUCUCGGAAAAAUCUUUGAGUAUCAUCGUGGCAGUAUCGGCCCUAAGGCGGUUCAAAAAUGGUUAAACUUCUUGCCAUUGAAGCAUGAUUUCAGUGAAGCUAGAUAUGCACAUGGACUGCUUUCUAAUUUGAUACGAAGUUCGGAUGAACAGCUAUUUGGAAGUAAUAAUGAGAAUCUUCCCAAGAUUAUCUCCAUAGUAAAAGAAAUUUUAUCUGGACCUGACCGUUUGGGAACUGAGGAAGCUAUUAAUCAGAUGAUUGAUUUCAUAGAUCAACAUGGUGGGAUGGAAAUUGAAUUAGGAGAUUAAAGUUUUUUCAGUGCAUCAAGCUCUAAUUUUUAGGCUUGAAUUUCUCUGUAGAAUUAUUCAUUGACCAGGAAUGUGAAAGAUUGAUUGUCUUGUAAUUGAAAUGUACAGUAGACAAUAAGAAAGGAAGGUUUUAAUCUUUCCAAUGUGUAAA